UAUUCCGAGUGAACUAGUCUCGAAACUGAGACUCGGGGGUUUCGAUUGCAGCGCGAGGCCUCUCGAAGCUUUGGUGGAUUCCUGUUCCUUUCUCUCUAAAUUUGGUCUGAAACCUGUAUGGACGCCGGCGGCUUAGAUUCCAAUGGUCGUGACUUCAAGACCGCAGAUGAGAUGUGGCGGGAACAAGCGGGUGAUCCCGACAAGAAAACUGAGUGGUAUCGUCAUGGAGUUGGCUAUUGGGAGGGCGUGGAGGCAUCAAUGGACGGGGUAUUAGGAGGAUUUGCAAAUGUGAACGAACCUGAUAUAAAUGAUAGUGAGGCUUUCCUGAAAAUGGUCCUGUCUGAGCGUUUUCCUACUGGUGUAAAAGACCGACCGGUUGUUGCUCUUGAUUGUGGUUCUGGCAUCGGCAGGAUCACCAAAAACCUUCUUAUUAGGUACUUCAAUGAGGUUGACCUCCUUGAGCCAGUAUCUCAUUUCUUAGAGGCUGCACGAGAAACUUUGGCUUCUGGAAAUCAUACGGAUUCAGAUAUCCACAAAGCAGUUAACUUUCAUUGUGUGCCUCUUCAGGAUUUUACACCAGAUACUCAAAGAUAUGAUGUAAUAUGGAUCCAGUGGUGCAUUGGUCAUCUUACAGACGAGGACUUUGUGUCUUUUUUCAAAAGGGCAAAGGUUGGCCUCAAACCAGGUGGUUUUUUUGUGCUGAAGGAGAAUAUUGCAAGAAAGGGAUUUGUGCUUGACAAUGACGAUCGAAGCAUUACAAGAUCUGAUUUAUACUUUAAAGAACUCUUUGCUAGAUGUGGAUUGCAUAUUUUUAAAAUAAAGGAUCAGAGGGGAUUCCCUGAGGGAUUAUUUUCUGUCAAGAUGUAUGCAUUAACCACCGAUAUUCCAAAGAAGAUUCACCGCGCCAAAUCUAAAGUACGAGCUAAUAGACCUGGAAUAAUCAAGACCGGCUUUUGAGUUGGAUGCCGGGCUUGAACAAUGAACUGGAACAUUUUUCAUGGAGUCGGAAUCAUGCCUAGUUCGGAAACGGGGGAAAACAGAAAGAAAGAAUGAAGGAUUGGUUGAGAGCUUGAACCUGAGACUUAGAAAAGGAAGAAAAUAAGGAAGAAUGAAAGAAAGACAACAGACAACCACCAAGGAAAAGAUCAAAAAUUGGUGAUUCUACCUCGACUUAUUUGGCAAUGGCAAGGUAUCGACAAUGGAAGAGGCUACCCAGAGGCCGGAAGGAAAUAAUGGAAGAUUUGGGCCAUAUUUGUUACUAAAAUAGAAUGGAAUGUAAUUGAUUGAAAAAAUAAAGAUAAAAAUAAGAUGAUUAAAGAAGAUAGAUGAGUAUAUUCACAAAGAGGAGGGGUAAUUUAGUUUAUAAGGUUGAAAAUUAUAAUUUGAGAUUUUUGGAGGGUGUACAUU
This is a messenger RNA of Prosopis cineraria, 1407 nucleotides long. RefSeq names its product alpha N-terminal protein methyltransferase 1. Gene Ontology annotation, molecular function: methyltransferase activity. The coding region runs from base 118 to 957 and encodes 279 amino acids. The record is from RefSeq and is a predicted model, not a curated record. Gene Ontology annotation, cellular component: cytoplasm. The transcript is spliced from 9 exons. Gene Ontology annotation, biological process: N-terminal protein amino acid methylation. Lineage: Eukaryota; Viridiplantae; Streptophyta; Magnoliopsida; Fabales; Fabaceae.